AUGAGAAACUUAUUUUCUCUUUCCCCACAUAAAAUCACAGAACGCCGCGAUGCCGCACAACAAGUUCUGCGCGUAUGCCUUCGCCGUGGAGCUGUUGCAGGAACAACAGAAAAAAUCCAUGGGCGAUCCGCACGGGAUCUGGCUCGUCUCAGACUGCGUAAAGUUUUGGUAGUAAUCCGUGUGGUCAGUGCCUGGCGUGAAAUGGCGGGCAGACUCCUUUUGCCAUCUUCCCGAAGGUCUUCAAAAAUGUCCCAUCAAAGUGGGGGAAAGGAUGAAGGGGAAUUUGUGAACGAAGAACAACAACAGCAAUCACUCUUAUUGCCACACCAUCAACAUUUGUUGGAAUUGGCAGAUCAAGGCCUAGUAGAUGACAUGGGAUUUUCUGAACGCUAUUUUACGGUAGCAAGACGUUCAAUUCAAUCAACACCUCCUCUGUUGUUGCCUACUCUCCCUCAGUCUAGAGCGGGUUCUACAACUUCUUCGUUGGCGUGUACGCUUGAAUUUUUAAAUUUUUUUUGUUCGUGUUUGUUUUCUAAACUUUGUUGUGUUUGUGGAGUGAACUUUUAA
Molecule: messenger RNA, 567 nt
Organism: Meloidogyne enterolobii
Lineage: Eukaryota; Metazoa; Nematoda; Chromadorea; Rhabditida; Meloidogynidae
Source: the annotation of a GenBank genome assembly